AUGAAACGACAGAUGGCGAAUCCGUACGAGUACCACCACGAGCUCGGAAUUUACUACACCCGCGUGCACCCUAAGAUCAUCGUCGGCUCGCAGCCGCAAACACCGGACGACAUAGACCGUUUGCAGCGUGACGAGGGCGUGCAGGUGAUUCUUAAUCUCCAGCAAGACCAUGACAUGGCGUACUGGAGCGUGGACAUUGGAUCCAUCAUCAAACGGUGCAGGGAGCGCCACGUGGAGCAUCACCGCCGGCCUGCCGUUGAUUUCGAUCCCAAUUCGCUCCGCCAUGAGCUUCCCAGGAUGGUUGCUGUGAUCGCAAAGGCCGUCGCGGAAGGGAAAACCGUCUACGUGCACUGUACCGCGGGCCUCGGCCGGUCUCCGGCAGCUGUGAUAGCGUAUCUGUUCUGGUUCGCCGAGCCGCGCGUGGACUUGAACGGCGCAUACGACCACGUUACAUCUCUCCGCCCGUGCGGUCCCAAGAAGGACGCCAUUCGCGGCGCAACGUACGACUUGGCGAAGAACAGCCCUUACCAGCCGCAGUUCGAGCACCUUCCGGAUUUCGCGUUCACUGACGUGGCACAGUGGGAGAGAGAUCUCAUCCGCCAGCGCGUGUGGCGAGAAGACAUAGCGGAUAACGCUGUAACCCUCUGCCUGGAGCCGCUCCUUCAUAGUACGCUCUGA
This is a messenger RNA of Closterium sp. NIES-65, 678 nucleotides long. NCBI's taxonomy places the organism in Eukaryota, Viridiplantae, Streptophyta, Zygnematophyceae, Desmidiales, Closteriaceae. The record is from the annotation of a GenBank genome assembly.